Tuber aestivum (summer truffle) is the source of this 1550-nucleotide messenger RNA. NCBI's taxonomy places the organism in Eukaryota, Fungi, Ascomycota, Pezizomycetes, Pezizales, Tuberaceae. The record is from the annotation of a GenBank genome assembly.
GAGGCAAACUGAUAUCGACGUUUGCUACUGCACCUGCACUGUAGACCAAACACCCCCCCCAAUUGAUCAGCAAGAAUGUCCAUCAUCCGAACUUCUCUGGGACAAUUCAUAUCCACGACGCGGGUCUCCCUUCUAGAGUCACUAAAAGCUCCAAAACCCCUACACAUAGUUAUUGGCAAUGAAUCCGUCGGUUCAACUCCCCCACCCCUCCUUUCCUCAAUUCACUCAUACUAACAUCUCCCAGACAUUGACUCCUUUGCCUGCGCGGUCCUCUACGCUUACUACACCCCAACCCCAACAGCGCCCUUUCUCUCGAUGCCCCGGGCGGACCUAGCGCUCAGACCAGAACUCCACUAUCUCCUAAACCUUCUUCAGAUCUCCCCCAAAGAUCUCCUCUUCACAGACGACCCGCCCCUCUCCGCCCUACCCAAAAGCACCCGGAUAGCCCUAGUGGACCACAACAGGCUCGAACCCGCACUUCGUGUAUUCUUCCAAGACUCCAACGUCCGCGGAAUAAUCGACCACCACGAAGACGAGGGCGGCAGCCCCAACGCGAAGCCCAGGAUUAUAGAGAGGAGCGGAAGCUGUGCCUCACUGGUCACCAAUUACUUCAAAGAAGUCUUCCCUACAAGCGGAGUUGUCAGGGGGGGAUUGGCACGGCUGGGCUUGGCCGCUGCGCUAAUUGAUACCACGAACUUGACGAACAAGGUCACAGAGCACGACACCUCCACCGUGGAAUUUCUGGAAGGCGUGAUAAAAGGCAUGCCUGUAGAGCCCGGUAGCGAGAAGUGGGACCGGCAGAAAUUCUUUGACGACGUGUGGGAUGCCAAGAAUGAUAUCGGCUACAUGCCACUGCGAGAUCUCCUAAGAAAGGAUUGGAAAGAGUGGACCGAGGAUAAUGGAAAGAAGCUUGGCAUUGCGGCUAUAGUCAGAGACCUGGACUGGCUAGGGAGCCGUCAAGGCCAGGACUCCUUCCUCCAGGGCGUCAAGUCCUGGGCGCAGGAACGGGAAUUGGACCUUGUUUCCGUGAUGACCACGGUUGGCCAGGGCGACGAGUUCAAGAGGGAACUUAUGGUCUGGGCCCUUGACGACUCUGUUAAGAGUACCAUCGCCGCAUUUGGGGAGAAGGCUCAAAGGGCAGACUUGCAGUUGCAGACUUGGAGGGAUGGAGGGUUGGAUUCGGAGGACGGGGACAGGAAAGCGUGGAGGCAGUUCAACCUUGUAGCGAGCAGGAAGCAGGUUUCACCGCUUCUGAGGGAGAGCUUGAGGGAGGUGGUGGUGGAGGUGAAGGGAGGGAGGGAGUCGAAGGUUUAGACUCUUAGGCACCCGGGGUGUUGUUCUGCUGAUUAGAUAGCUAGUUUGUUGAUGGGGAUUUUGUGGUUUGGGGGAUGUUCCCUACUAUAGAAUCCUUUUGCUUUUGCAUGGUCAAGGAGAAUCUUCCGAAACCAGCGCACGCCGAACCACCACCACGGGAAAUAUAUCUCCAACUGGUGGAUCUCAUCACAAUAUGUCACUCGAAUACCAAAGCUGAAUAUCACAAUUUUACUCAU